GCAGCGGCGGCGCGUCCUCUGCCAGCGCAGCAGCUCACCGGCCCAGCGGCGGCCAGUGACGUCACCCGCGCCGCGGAACUGGAAUUACCCGGGGAGCCGAGCCGGGCCGCCGUCCGGAGAGGGACGGUAGGCAGUCGCCGCCAGUCGAGGUCUGAGGGGCGGGGAGGCAGCUGGCGCGAGCUGAGAGAGCCGGGAGAGAGUGAGAGAGCGAGCAGAGUGCAGAGAGCUGCUGGGAGGAGAGCAGCACCGGAUCCCGGUCAGGAUGAGAGCAGGUGCGUUAUUGGCUGUAGCUGCGGCUGCCGGCCUUCUGUCCAUGGCAGCGACAGCGGCGUCAAGACCUCGCCGGCAGCUGGCCGCCCAGCCGCGACCCCCUCCGCCGUCGACGAGGGCUCCGCCCUUCUCCAUCACACAGUCGAUCCUACGCUUCACGUCGGCACUCGGUGACCGGAUCGGCGGCGGCAACGUGGUCAUCUCGCCCUUCUCAAUCGUCAGCGUGCUGAACCUGCUGCUGCUGGGAGCCGCUGACAACACGUACGAGCAGCUGCGACAGGUGCUGCAGUACCCGUUCGAGGUGGAUGACCUGCUGAUUCACCAGCAGAGCGGCAUUCAGCUUCAGUCGCUGCGCCGAGAGACCCGCGGUGUCAACGUCCAAAUCGCCAACCGGAUCUUCACCGACUCGGCGUUCGCGAUUGACAGGGAGUUCGCGCGACAGGCGCGUGACUUCUACCAGGCAGGAGUGGAGCAGCUCCAGUUUGGUAAGCACCCAGCGGCGGCGGCACGACGGAUCAAUCUGUGGGUACGUGACCACACCAACGGACAGAUCGAAAAGAUCUUCGACAGCCCACCGCCGCGGAACACACGCAUGAUCGGCGCGAACGUGGUGUACUUCAACAGCUCGUGGCAGACGCCGUUCGACCCCGCCGACACCAAGCCGCUGACGUUCACGCUGGAGCGCGGCAGCCAGGUGUGCGUGCCGAUGAUGUUCGCCGAGCUGACGGUGCCGUUCGUCAGCUACUCGCGCGAGGGUUUUGCGGCCGUGGCGCUGCCGUACGCCGGUGCCGAGUACGCCAUGGUGGUGCUGGUGCCUGACGAGGCCGGAGAGCAGCCCCUGCGGAAGCUGGAGCAGCAGCUGGCCGGCGGCCGGCUGCAGCGCGUCUUUGACGACAUGCGGCCAGCCAACCUCUCCGUGUGGCUGCCGCGGUUCAAGAUGCAGUUUUCGCUGGCGCUGCGGGACAUCCUGCAGGAGAUGGGUGCCACGGACCUGUUCCAGGAGUCGCGCGCCUCGCUCGGUCGGCUCUCCUCGGACCGGCAGCUGUUCCUGAGCGAGGUGCUGCACCAGGCCGUCAUCGACGUGCACGAGGCCGGUACGGAGGCGUCGGCGGUGACCACCACGCUGGUCAACCGCGACCGGCUGGCCACCACCUUCCGCGCCAACCGACCCUUCCUCUUCGUCAUCCGCGACAACAAGACGGGCGUGCCGCUCUUCUACGGACGCAUGCUGUCGCCGGAGGAGGGUGUGCCUCGACCGGGUCGCGGACAGACCUGCAACGGAAGGAACCGUCGCAGGCCGGGGGCCACCAGGUUCUGAACGGCUUGACCCCAGAGACAGAUAUGGAACGAGAACUGGCCGGUGGCAGCCGGGCGGGGCUACUACCCUCUGCGGGUGAUGACAUCGCAUAGUGCGGCGCACAUCCCCGCGGGACGACGACGACCCACUGCCCCGAUAGAAGACUGUCUGGCCCAAGGUGACAAUCUUUUGGUGACGUCCGCCGGCUGGCACAGACUAGACAGACACAUUGUCGGUGUUUCGUGCCGCAUAAUGUGCCGCGAGGGAGUUGUUUUUAGCUCGUGCCCUCCCGUCAAUUUAAAACUUUUAUAUCUGUUUCCCCACUUAAAUGGCAAUCCAAUCGGGCCGUUAAACUUCGAUGGGUGUAGUAAAGAAGACAGGAAUUAGCGCAAAAUGUGAGAAGGAGCAAGACAUCACGAAAUGGAUAGCGAAAAUGAAGCGUUUAGACACACAGGAUGUUAGAGAGCCAGAGUCAUUCUUCUCUGCUGAAACCUGCCGACGUGUGCUGCGACCUAAACGCUCGUGAUAACACUAAUGAUGCCCUGGCAUGGCGCUGUGUGCCGGUGUCUUACCCGUGUUGAAUGGCAGCCCGUACCACGUGGUGCAGACAUAUUGCGCGGAAGUGCCGUUUUAUAUCGCUAUUCGGGUGGAAUGGAUGCAUCGUGUUUCGGAGUGGCUAUAUUCCAUGUUACAUCUGUCAGGUGAGUACAAUGUUUUUCAUAGAGCAAUACAUGUCUGCCCUGAA
Molecule: messenger RNA, 2312 nt
Organism: Amphibalanus amphitrite
Lineage: Eukaryota; Metazoa; Arthropoda; Thecostraca; Balanomorpha; Balanidae
Product: serpin B3-like
Exons: 2
Coding region: 263-1588 (441 amino acids)
Molecular function (GO): serine-type endopeptidase inhibitor activity
Source: RefSeq, a predicted model, not a curated record